CUUUAAGCUCCAGUGUGACCAUGAUUUAGUUACACGUGUUUCGUGACGUUUUACACAGGAAAUGAUUGUUUGACAGUCUGGCAUUUAUUUUUGUUUUCUUAAAAGAGAAAAUAUGAGACGAGCACAUGCAGGCAAUGAAGGGGGUUAUUAUCAACCCACUGCACAGAUGCUGGAGUCAGAGAAUGAUCGCAUGGAACAGGAGUUAUCAGGAAAAGUGAAGGCCCUAAAAUCUUUAUCAAUUGACAUUGGAAAUGAAGUGCGAGAGCAAAAUAAAUUCCUAGGUGAAAUGGAUGAAGAUUAUGACAAGUCAGGGAAUCUUUUGCUGGCCACAAUGGGCCGAUUAAAAGCCAUCACAAAGUCCGGGGGCCCCAAACUCUGGUGUUACAUGCUGUUGUUUUGUUUAUUUGUCUUCUUCUUGAUAUGGGUGAUAGUGAGGUUUCGAUGAUAGUCAGUCAAUCAGCAUAAUGUUACUUGUUUAGAAUUGUUGCCAAAUCUACAUACAUAAAUGUGUAAACAGUUUUACAUCUUAUGAUGUACAAAACACUAACAUGUCCAUUUCUUGUAAGAGAACAGAAUCAUUCAUUUUUUGGUUGUUGUUUUUUAGAUGUUUCAUUUUAUUUAUUAUCAGUACUAAGAAUUGAGCCAUUUCUCAUAUGGAUAUGAGAUUUUGUUGAACAUUGCAUUUUCAAUAUUCAAAGGUUCAAUAUAGUAUAUUGUAGAUGUAUUUAUUUCAAAUUUAUCCAUUAGUUUAUUGUAUGUGCAUUAAUAUGUAAAUUGUGGAUGUUGAUUGUUUCACCAAUACUGCUUUAUACAUAGUCAUGUAUGAAUAAUUAGAGAGGAAAAGUUGCCUCUGAAGGUUUUUUGAUUUUCUGUUCAUUGAUGUUUUCCUUUAUUUUAAUAAUCCAUAUUCAUUCUUAUCAUAUCAUCAGCUUUUAGAGUAACAUAUGAUGUAUCAAUAAGCUAUUGGGGAAACGAAAUUGUUUCAUGGAUUUAUGUGAGAUCAGUAAAAUGAUUCUGUAUUACCAGAAUUAUAACCAUGCAGAGAUAAAACUAUAUAGUGUCAAUGCCAAGAUUGUUAGAGUUACAUGUAAAUGUAUUUCAAGUUUAUUUUUCUCAUUGAUAAAUGUUUAUUAAAUUAGUAACAUGACUGCAUGCUUGCUAAUAUUGUAGGUACAUGUAUAUAAAACUAUUUGAAUUUUGAUCAACAACUUUAAAAAUUAUAUCUUGCUGAAAAAUCUGCUUGAUGUAAGUAUUUUAAUGUAACAAAAACUAUUAGUUGUUUACAUUCAUAAGCUUGAAGAACACUUGUAUAUCUUUUUCACCAACAUGUAAGAAAUGAUGUGUACUUUCAUUUGACAUGUCAUUGUAUACCAGUGUAUAUGAUUAAAACACUCUAGUCAGGUGAAAUGUACAUGUAAUGUCAUUAAAUACAGUGGAUCUCUAUUAUAACAUAUUGUAUUACCAAUACAAAGAAUCAAAUGUGAGAUGAUCAUUAUAAAGUUGAAAUUUAAAUAGACAAAGUCACUAGAUCAAGGUGCAUUCAGAAAUUUAUUUAGACCAAGUGACAGGGUUACUUUAUAAAUUUCAUUAAUAGAUGACACUAGUAGAUCAUCUUUUUUCUAUCACAUUCCAUUGGAAAUGCCACCCUUCUUUGUGUGCAUGGAUGACCAUCUCUGUUAAAAAAGAGUAUUUUUACCUUCUAAUAAAUACACAAUGCAUGUAUAGUAAAUAAAUAUGCACAACGUGUGCUUUAUUUUGAGACUGAAAGUAAAGGGUUUAAGAAGGUUGGAUCGUCAACAAUUGCAUAUUAACAAUCAAUGAUUUGCUUAACUCUAAACUAUUAUUUUUAUACAUUUUACCUUUUAAAGGACUAUAUAUGGUUUGAGCCUAAAAUGGCCCCCUAAAAUGAACAUUGUCAUUUUACUGUAAUUCUUUGUUUUAUUUGUACAAAUAUACAUUUGAAGAUUUUCAUGAUUUUCAUUUUGUUUUUAGUGCCCACAAUUUAAAAAUAUGACAUCAUAAAGUUUACCUUUUCCCGCCAUUUUCUCAUUUUUAGCAUAAAAAGGCUUGUUUUGAGGCAGUUUUUCUUUAAGGAAACAUUGAGCGACAACUUGAACAAGCAAACUAUUUUCACCAAAGAUGUAUCUUUCCAAUACUUAUAAGUGACAAAAAGUUCGUUCUUGUUCAAAGAGUCGCUCUAUAUUUCCCAUUUGAAAAAAGAUGAGAAAAAUGUCAAUUUUUGGUUGAUUUUGAUUGAAUUAUAAAAAUAGCGUCACUUCUGAUGUCAUAUACUGCCAGCGAGUGCAUAUGAAUCAAAUAAAUUGGUGAAAAACAUAUUUCAUGUCAACUCUUUUAUAAAAUAACACAACAAGUUAAUGUACCUGAGUCAUUUUAAAAAUAGCGAAUUUUUGGGGCCAAAGAACUAUAUAUGAUUAGAGUUAAAUUUGGCCCCCAUAAUUCGCCAUUUUUAAAGUGUUUCGGGUACAAUAAAAUGUUUACUAAUUUUUUAGAAGAGUUGAUAUAAGAUAUAUUUUUCAUCUAUUUAUUUGAUUUAUUUGCACACACUGGCAGUAUAUGACGUCAGAAGUGACGCCAUU
Molecule: messenger RNA, 2597 nt
Organism: Magallana angulata
Lineage: Eukaryota; Metazoa; Mollusca; Bivalvia; Ostreida; Ostreidae
Product: BET1 homolog
Exons: 4
Coding region: 113-445 (110 amino acids)
Biological process (GO): vesicle fusion with Golgi apparatus; endoplasmic reticulum to Golgi vesicle-mediated transport
Cellular component (GO): Golgi trans cisterna; SNARE complex
Molecular function (GO): SNAP receptor activity
Source: RefSeq, a predicted model, not a curated record